CCUAUCUUUUCUUUUGAAGGCUUAGAAGACAUUUAAGAGUGCUCUCUUGGGAGUAUCUCUCUCCAACCGAAAAAACAGAGCAUCCAAAAGCAUACCAAAUCAUAUAGCUGCAGUAGUCAAUUCUCCCAAACACUUGGCGAUCAUCAUUGUCAAUCGAUCAUGUGUAAUCCAAACCCUUCUGUUAAUUCGUCGAUGACAACCCAGAAAGCAGAAGAACAGCUUCACCAACAGCCACAACCUCAUAUCUUUCUAGACCUCUUCUUAUCUCUCCCCAAAGACGAAGCAGAUGAGCCGCCAAAACUCCUAGUCAAGCAACAAUUACAACCUCAGCAACAAACCAGCAGCCCAAUUUCCGUCACAGACGUAGUCAAAGAAACCAAGUCACUCGUCAACUUGGCCUUCCCUAUGCUCGUCACAGGCCUCAUUCUCUACUCCCGGUCCAUCCUCUCCAUGCUCUUUCUCGGCCGCCUCGGCGACUUGGAACUUGCCGCGGGCUCGUUAGCUAUAGCCUCCGCCAACAUCACCGGUUACUCCGUACUCUCCGGUUUAGCCUUGGGUAUGGAGCCCUUAUGUUCCCAAGCCUUCGGAGCGCGACGUCCGAAGCUUCUGUCAGUCACGCUCCACCGCGCCGUGAUCUUCCUCGUAGUUUGUUCCCUCCCCAUUUCGUUCGUCUGGUACAACAUGUCGACCAUUCUUACUUAUGCUCACCAAGACCCCAACAUCACACGAAUGGCUCACACCUAUCUCAUGUGCUCCCUCCCUGACCUUUUCACCAACUCUCUCAUUCACCCACUCCGCAUUUACCUUCGAGCCCAGGGCAUCACCCACCCCUUAACCCUCGCCUCCCUCGCUGGCGCCUGCUUCCAUUUCCCGAUGAAUUUUCUCCUUGUCUCUAAGCUCCACCUCGGAGUCGCCGGUGUCGCAGUCGCCUCUGCCGCGUCCAAUUUUUUCACUCUAUGUUUCUUAGUUACUUACAUAUGGGCAACGGGGCUGCACGUGCCCACGUGGACAGCGCCAAGCCGGGAGUGCCUCAUCGGCUGGAAGCCGCUGCUGCGCCUCGCCUGGCCGAGCUGCGUGUCCGUUUGCUUGGAAUGGUGGUGGUACGAGAUCAUGAUCGUCUUGUGCGGCCUCCUGGUGGACCCCAAAGCAACUGUCGCCUCGAUGGGGGUGCUUAUCCAAACGACGUCGUUCAUCUACGUCUUCCCGUCUUCUCUCGGGUUCGCGGUGUCGACCCGGGUCGGCAAUGAGCUCGGAGCGAACCGGCCCUUUAAGGCGAGACUAUCCGCUGUGGUCGCGGUCGGACUCGGCUUCGUCAUGGGCCUAUCCGCCAUGGCCUUCGCUUCCGGGAUGAGGGGCGUGUGGGGCCGAAUGUUCACGGCAGAUGAAGAGAUCAUAAGGCUGACGUCGGCCGCGCUUCCCAUCCUAGGGCUGUGCGAGCUCGGCAACUGCCCCCAGACAGUCGCGUGUGGUGUAGUCAGAGGUAGCGCGCGUCCGACUACAGCGGCACGCGUGAAUCUCGGCGCGUUCUAUCUAGUUGGCAUGCCUGUGGCGGUCGGGCUCGGGUUCUGGAUCUCGGUCGGGUUAAAUGGGUUGUGGAUCGGGUUGCUGUCGGCCCAGAUUUGCUGUGCGGGGCUGAUGUUGUAUGUUGUUGGGACCACAGACUGGGAUUUGCAGGCGAAGAGGGCUCAGGCGCUAUCGUGCGCCGGGUGUGAAGUGGUACUACCUUCGUCGAUUACUAGCAGUGAUUCCAAAGGUGAAGAAGUGCAGCCUUUGAUUAUCAUUACGAUGCCUUCUUCCUUAUAAUCCAGAGAAAUAUCAAGAUGUAAUU
Argentina anserina (silverweed cinquefoil) is the source of this 1828-nucleotide messenger RNA. RefSeq names its product protein DETOXIFICATION 51. Gene Ontology annotation, cellular component: membrane. Gene Ontology annotation, molecular function: xenobiotic transmembrane transporter activity; antiporter activity. Lineage: Eukaryota; Viridiplantae; Streptophyta; Magnoliopsida; Rosales; Rosaceae. Bases 160 to 1803 code for a protein of 547 amino acids. The transcript has a single exon. Gene Ontology annotation, biological process: xenobiotic detoxification by transmembrane export across the plasma membrane. The record is from RefSeq and is a predicted model, not a curated record.